Messenger RNA from Podarcis lilfordi (Lilford's wall lizard), 215 nucleotides. Lineage: Eukaryota; Metazoa; Chordata; Lepidosauria; Squamata; Lacertidae. The record is from the annotation of a GenBank genome assembly.
GAGGUGGGACAGGCUACUGGACUUGCACAGGGACCUAUUCAGAGAUAUGGUUCUAUGGCUUCUUUGACCUUGCAGGCAUGAUGGGGUUUGUGGUUGUGGCAGCCUACGGAAUUUACCGGCUGAAGGCAAGGGGGAAUAUGAAGAUGUCUGUCCACCUGAUUCACACUCGGGUAGCUGCCCAGGCCUGUGUGGUUGGAGCCAUAACACUUGGUAAG